Molecule: messenger RNA, 3094 nt
Organism: Polyodon spathula (Mississippi paddlefish)
Lineage: Eukaryota; Metazoa; Chordata; Actinopteri; Acipenseriformes; Polyodontidae
Product: protein SCAI
Exons: 18
Coding region: 446-2143 (565 amino acids)
Biological process (GO): DNA-templated transcription
Cellular component (GO): nucleus
Molecular function (GO): transcription corepressor activity
Source: RefSeq, a predicted model, not a curated record
GCUUCACAACAGAACGCAACUGAAGCCUGAAGCUGCAAGAGCAGCGGCGGCACCAUAAUCAGUAGUGAAUAGUCAUCAGUCAUCAGUAAUCAGUUAUACGUUGCUAGAAAAAUCGGGUUUUAAUUUGGGGAGAGACACAGUGGGCUCUGAAAACGUAGAUAGGUAAUGACUGCACGACAUUGCGUUGAGUGUGUGGAUUCAUUCGUUGUUGAAAUCUGCGUACGCCAGCCCGUUAGUUGCCAGCUUUGUGUGUAAAGACAAGAAGUGCUGUUGCAGGCUGUGGAUGUUGACUCUGAUAUUGACUUAUCGAAGAAUUUGUGGGACUAAAAUUAAACCAGGUUGGCACGGCAAGGUCUAGUUCCAAACCUUAACUGCGAGGUAGUUCCAAAUCUUAUUUUGAGAAUAUACGAAAAAAAAACGGAGUGACCUGUGUGCCGGAGCCGUCAUGUCAGCCGGGGGAGCUGAAGAAGACAUCCCUCUGGGAGAGAGGAAGACUGUCACAGACUUCUGCUACCUCUUGGACAAAUCGAAGCAGCUUUUCAACGGCUUGAGAGAUUUACCUCAAUACGGACACAAGCAGUGGCAGUCCUACUUUGGACGUACCUUCGACGUUUACACCAAACUCUGGAAGUUCCAGCAGCAGCACAGACAAGUGCUGGAUAACCGAUAUGGCCUAAAGAGGUGGCAGAUCGGAGAAAUUGCUUCGAAGAUUGGACAGCUGUACUACCACUACUACCUACGCACUUCUGAAACCAGCUAUUUGAAUGAAGCCUUUUCUUUCUAUUCUGCAAUAAGACAAAGAUCCUAUUACUCUCAAGUCAAUAAAGAAGAUAGGCCUGAACUGGUUGUUAAAAAGCUGCGUUAUUAUGCACGAUAUAUUGUAGUCUGUCUUCUGCUCAAUAAAAUGGAUCUUGUGAAAGAUCUGGUUAAGGAUUUAUCAGAUGAGAUUGAAGAUUACACCCAUCGCUUCAACACGGAGGACCAGCUGGAGUGGAACCUGGUCCUGCAGGAGGUGGCAGCCUUCAUUGAGGCUGACCCAGUGAUGGUGCUGAAUGAUGACAACACUGUGGUGGUCACAUCGAAGCGGCUGAUGGAUGGGGGGGUCCCCCAGCUGGAGCAGGGCAUGAUCGUGGGGCAGCUCACGCUAGCUGACGCGUUAAUCAUAGGGAACUGCAAUAAUCAGGUCAAGUUUAGCGAGUUGACAAUAGAUAUGUUUAGAAUGCUCCAAGCUCUUGAGAGGGAACCAGUGAACUUGGCAACACAGAUGAAUAAACCUGGAAUGCUGGAGCCGAGUGAGAAACCUGCCAAGCGCGAGAAUCCCCACAAGUACUUGCUCUACAAGCCCACCUUCAGCCAACUCUACACAUUCCUCUCCGCAGCAUUUAAGGAACUUCCUGCCAAUAGCGUGCUGCUGAUGUAUCUGUCUGCAACAGGUGUCUUUCCUGUGGGCCGCUCUGAUUAUGAAGGUCCCUAUGAUUUUGGCGGCGUGCUCACAAACAGUAACCGUGAUAUUUUAAACGGGGAGACGGUGCAGAAGCGGAAUCAGGCCCACAAGGAAAUGCACUGUCUUCAUCCAGGUGACUUGUAUCCCUUCACGCGAAAGCCUUUGUUCGUAGUCGUAGAUUCCUCCAAUAGUGUUGCAUACAAGAAUUUCACAAACUUAUUCGGACAGCCCGUAGUUUGCCUACUUUCUCCCACAGUCUAUCCUAAGAACAUGCAAGAUCAGUCCCAGCGAGGAAGCCUCUUCACGCUCUUCCUCUACAACCCCCUUAUGGCAUUCCUUUAUGUCUGUGGGCUGUCCAGCAUGCGCAGUGGAUUGUGGGACAAGUGCCAGGAGUUCCUGAGGAAGAUGAACCGUGACCUGGGCCAGCUGAUCUCGCACUCCCGCUCCAUAGAUCAAGCUUUUCUCCAAUUCUUUGGGGAUGAAUUUCUUCGGUUACUGUUGGUCCGGUUUGUCUUUUGUUCAGCAACUAUGAGACUGCACAAGGUUUUCAGGGAGACAAGGAAUUACCCUGAAACCUAUCCACAGCUUCCAAAAGAAGAGACUGUCGAGAACCCCAUGGUUCAAAAGCACGUCCUGGAGCUGGCUUCUGUUCUGGACGUUCAGAAUCUCUUCUACGACAACACCCUUGACAAUUACUAGUGAACACACUUGCUUAGUUUCAAGACCUAUUGUUUUAUAAGCUACAGAUUUUUGAAACGUCUGGUUUCCUACGUUAUGUCUGAUAUAUUCGUGUGUCUCCUUUCUACUUUUUAGAGGUCACUGGAGUAAUAUUUUUAAAGUGUAUCUAAACACGGUGCAGCUAUGUCUAUUAGUGAUGUCAUAACUCUGAGGGCUUUUUAAAGAACACGACUGCCUGUUUUAACACAUUUACAUAUUUCAAAGGCACCUGAUGCUUCAGUUUGAAAUCCAAAACUGAAACUGGAUUUUUCUGUUAGCUAGCGGAAAAAGGCCCUUGUUUUGAAUGAUGCAAGCCAGGUUUCCAGGUUUAGUUCUGCAUGUGUACAUUAAGUACUGUUUUCUACAGAUAUGCGUGGCUUGCAAUGUGCAUUUGUUCCAAUCUACUUGUCUUUGUAAUUAUUCCUUACCUCUGAUUUUGCUGUCUGUGCAGUGAUAAGUGUCUGCAUGAACAAUUCAACCUGGGGCAGUAUAUCAAAUAGUCCUUUUGAUAGACCAUCAUUCAGACCUACUGUUCUUCAGUAAUAGGACUAUUCUUCCAAUGCAGUCAUCCCCAAUGCAAAUCUCAUGUUGUACCUCUGUAUCCUUCUUUCAUUCACAGAUCUGGAUCAUUUGUAGUCCCAUGCCAACACCCUCAAAACUUUGUACUAAAUGGUUUCCACCCUAUUCCAUGCAAUAAAACCUCCAUCUGUGGUUGAGCACCACAAACGUGGCGCUUUGUUGAGUUCAUGCGUUCAGCAUGUUUGUGAAUAGUGUUUGAUGUAAAUUGUACUGAUUGGAUUGUCUGUGUUCCGUGUGGUGAAAAUCUGUAUUGAGAUAGAAUUUAAAAAAUGUAAGUGAUAUGCAACUUCAUUUACUUGUCGUAUGUUUGGAUUGUUAAUGUUGAAAAUGUUAUAUAAAAUGCUUCCCAAGAAA